CCUUUUCACAUUGCCAAACGUUCUUUUUACGCCGCGCGACUGGAAAGUUGCUGAUUUAUUUGGCAUAAUAAACUAAUUCAGGUUCAAAUGCACUGUAGUCUAGAGCUAUUCUCAGAAGAGGAUAUAUCAAGAAUCAUUCUUAACCUUUAAACAGUCAAGAGUUCUACCGGGCUUUUUCGUGGUUGUGCGAGAGCUCCGGAGCAUGUCGUUGCCGAAGCGGGAGGUGGAGGAACUCCGGCCAUGGGUGGAACGUACAGUGAAGAAGGUUCUGGGCUUCUCCGAACCUACUGUUGUGACAGCCGCACUACACUGUGUCGGCAAGGGGUUAGACAAACGGAAGACCACAGACCAACUGAGACCCUUCCUAGAUGAGUCUGCUGGAGGUUUUGUUGAACGACUGUUCGAAGCCCUAGAGGAAAGUAGAAACACCCGUGGCAACAAGGGGGCUGGUGAACGGAACCGCAAGAGAGACCUCAAGGAUGUGUUUGGGGACGAGAUGGAGGCGAUGAAGGAGGCUCCGGAGGCGGGUGACUCGGCGAGCAAGAAGAAGCGCGCUCACCGCUUCCAGGAGGUGCCCGAGGAGCCGGAGGUCAUUCCAGGCCCGCCCGCAGAGAGCCCCGGGAUGCUCACCAAGAUGCAGAUUAAGCAGAUGAUGGAGGCUGCUACCAGGCAGAUUGAGGAGAGGAAGAAGCAACUCAGCUUUGUGGCUCCUGUUCCUGUGUCCCAGACCCGGCUGCCCCUGCCCACUCCUUCUGCCCAGUCGGAGCUGAGGCUGCCGCUGCCCACCCCUGCGCAGUCCUCCAUGGGCAUGGCCCACUCCAUCCCGCCCUCGCAGGCGGCCAGCAUCAUGAACGACGCCAUCGAGAAGGCGCGCAAGGCGGCCGAGCUGCAGGCGCGCAUCCAGUCGCAGCUGGUGGCCAAGCCGGGCAUCCUGGGCGCCCUCGGCAACGCCGGCUCUCAGAACCUGGUGGCGCUCGCCAACCUGCACGCCAUGGGCAUCGCCCCACCCAGCAAGGUGGAGUCCCGUGAGGUGACCAAACCAACGCCGCUGAUUCUGGACGAUCAGGGACGCACCGUAGACGCCAGCGGCAAGGAGGUGGAGCUCACACACCGCAUGCCCACGCUCAAGGCCAACAUCCGUGCGGUGAAGCGGGAGCAGUUCCGGCAGCAGCUGAAGGAGCGUCCAGGAGAGGACCUGGAGUCCACCUCCUACUUUGACCACCGCGUCAACAUCCUGCCCGCCCAGCGGCCCCGCAAGGGCUUCAAGUUCCACGAGCAGGGCCGCUUUGAGAAGAUCGCCCAGCGCAUCCGCACCAAAGCCCAGUUGGAGAAGCUGCAGACAGAAAUCGCUCAAGCUGCCAAGAAGACGGGCAUCCAGGCGUCCACUAAGUUGGCACUGAUCGCACCCAAGAAGGAGCUGGGGGAGGGCGAGGUGCCCACCAUCGAGUGGUGGGACUCGUACAUCCUGCCCUCCAACAUCGAGCUGAGUCCCAACACCAUCUUUGAUGAGAUGGAGUUGUUUGGUGUGACGAACCUCGUAGAGCAUCCAGCACAGAUGAGCCCUCCUGUGGAUGGGGACAAGGCGGUGACUCUGGGGGUGUACCUGACCAAGAAGGAGCAGAAGAAGCUGAGGAGGCAGACCAGGAGAGAGGGCCAGAAGGAGGUGCAGGAGAAGGUCCGACUGGGCCUCAUGCCCCCUCCAGAACCCAAAGUGCGGAUCUCUAACCUGAUGCGUGUGCUGGGGACGGAGGCGGUGCAGGACCCCACCAAGGUGGAGGCCCACGUCAGGGCUCAGAUGGCCAAGAGACAGAAGGCCCAUGAGGAGGCCAAUGCAGCCCGUAAGCUCACAGCAGAACAGAGAAAAGAGAAGAAGGUGAAGAAGCUCAAGGAGGACCUCACUCAAGGCGUUCACAUUACAGUGUACAGGAUCAGGAACCUGCACAACCCUGCCAAGAAGUUUAAGGUGGAGGCCAACGCCAACCAGCUGUACCUCACCGGCACCGUGGUGCUGCACAAGGACGUCAACAUCGUGGUGGUGGAAGGAGGUCCAAAGUCCCAGAAGAAGUUCAAACGGCUGAUGCUCCAUAGGAUCAAAUGGGACGAGGGCAACUCCAAGAGAGAUGUAGAGGGACUAGUAGAUGAGGAAGGACUGAAGAAGAAGAAUAAGUGCGACCUGGUUUGGGAGGGAACAGCGAAGGAGCGGAGCUACGGAGACCUGAAGUUCAAGCAGUGCCCCACGGAGAACAUGGCGCGGGAACACUUCAAGAAGCACGGAACCGAACAUUACUGGGACCUGGCCCUGAGCCAGAGUGUGCUGGAGGGCAACGACGACUAAGGGAACGGAACCGUGCGGAACUGCUAGAACGUUUGGCCCUGGGGGGGGGCCGGGGGGCUGCAGACUGGCAUUGCGUCUCAGAGACUGACCCGCAGAUACAGAGACUGAGGGGGGAGUGUGUGUGUGUGUGUGUGUGUGGACGGACGUGGACGUGUGGACGCAGAUGUAUGGAAUGGCAAGCUUACUUUUUCCUGUGCUAAUGUCAGUUGGGACAAUAUAGCUUUUUUUUUAUUUCCCCCAAAUUCUGCAAGUACUCCGUCAGUGAUGCUGUAUGACCUGCUCAACAAAAUUGUCUGAGGAUGUGUGUAAUCAGUAAUCCUUUUACCGUGUGUGUGUGUGUGUGUGAGAGUCAGUUAGAGUGUGUGUGUGUGUGUGUGUGAGGGGAAACUGUCCUGUCCGUGUGUGGCUAAAUGUACUUGCUUGUAGCCUGUUGAAGUCUCUCCUCUUGAAACGACACACCAACACCACUCUUCUUUUCUUCUGUCAUGCUGAAUUGUCUCAUGUGUACUACACAAACUCAGUCGCAAAAUCUCUUGCCAUCUCUUGUACCAAGAUUGCAGUGGCUAAGACAAGUCCAUCAGUGUGUGGUUUGGGAGACACAGAGUUACAUCACUGUGCUUGAUGGGAGGUAGCUUUCCAAAUGGCAACAAACAAAAUAUUGGCAAAAACAAAUGGUUUGUAGUGUUUUAGACCGAUCAAAAACGUUGACUUUGUUUAUUUUUUGGUUUUAGUAUUAGUCUCCCCCAUUUUUCUUUUUUUUUUGUCAAAUGCCAAUUGUGACCUACUGAUGGUCCUUGUACACAUGUAAAUAUACCUUAGCUAACAACUGUGGAGAGGGUCAUUAAAAAGAAAAAGAAAAA
Molecule: messenger RNA, 3195 nt
Organism: Sardina pilchardus (European sardine)
Lineage: Eukaryota; Metazoa; Chordata; Actinopteri; Clupeiformes; Clupeidae
Gene: prpf3
Product: PRP3 pre-mRNA processing factor 3 homolog (yeast)
Exons: 17
Coding region: 203-2335 (710 amino acids)
Biological process (GO): mRNA splicing, via spliceosome
Cellular component (GO): U4/U6 x U5 tri-snRNP complex
Source: RefSeq, a predicted model, not a curated record